AUGGGUAACUGUGCGGAGCAUAUUUGCCGCCUCAACCGACGACGAAUAGAUGGACUGGAUGACGAGAUGGCUCGCGUCUACGCUGAUUUCUCCCGUCUCUUCAUUCAUCUGCCACUAUCAUCCAAACAGACUAUAACCGACAAUCCAUCCGUUUUGUCCUCUCACAAUGGCCACCGGCCGCCCGAUCUACCCCAGCACCCUCGCCAGCAGUGGAGAGUCGCCCAGUUGGCUGGGUUAAUGCGCGGGCCUAGUCUCCAUCAGGACUGGCCUGUCUGGGGCUCAAGUAUUACAUUUAUGGUCGGUCAGCAGCUCUAUAAUUUGCUCUACAACCGGCUUACUUUCAAGCGUAGCAGAGUACAAUCCCUUAUGCUAAAACGGCCACAUGGACAGCCUCAGCCUAAUUUGAAAACCACAAAUAGCAUUAGUGACGAUUCCUCAGAGGUACCCUUGGUCUUUGAAGUGCUCACCGAGGACUCCAACGUUAUCAUGAAACAAUUAAAAGUUCAUCCUCUUAUCAUCAAGUGGUAUCACGAUGCUGGGGCCACGCGAUUAUCUUUUCAACCGACGGAACUGCCAAUGCUAUGUCCUCCACUGCCCUGGGUUGAUCUCUCUGAUGCCGGCUAUCUAUUGUCUACCAGUAAGACAGAUUUUCUGUCAGAGGGCUUCAUUACUUCGCCUUUAUCGUUGAUUUUAUGA
Messenger RNA from Protopolystoma xenopodis, 696 nucleotides. NCBI's taxonomy places the organism in Eukaryota, Metazoa, Platyhelminthes, Monogenea, Polystomatidea, Polystomatidae. The record is from the annotation of a GenBank genome assembly.